This is a messenger RNA of Mandrillus leucophaeus (drill), 1378 nucleotides long. It is a transcript of the gene TRAPPC13, whose product is annotated as trafficking protein particle complex 13. The transcript has 13 exons. Lineage: Eukaryota; Metazoa; Chordata; Mammalia; Primates; Cercopithecidae. The coding region runs from base 22 to 1230 and encodes 402 amino acids. Gene Ontology annotation, cellular component: TRAPPIII protein complex. The record is from RefSeq and is a predicted model, not a curated record.
CACUUAUUGAGCUUCCAAUUGAUGCGGCUAACUAAGCCUACUUUAUUCACCAAUAUCCCAGUAACAUGUGAAGAGAAAGACUUACCUGGAGAUCUCUUUAACCAACUGAUGAGAGAUGAUCCUUCAACUGUUAAUGGUGCAGAAGUUUUAAUGUUGGGAGAAAUGCUGACUUUACCACAAAAUUUUGGGAAUAUAUUUUUGGGAGAGACCUUUUCCAGUUAUAUCAGCGUUCAUAAUGAUAGCAAUCAAGUUGUAAAAGACAUAUUGGUAAAAGCUGAUCUUCAGACAAGUUCUCAGCGUUUAAAUCUUUCAGCCUCCAAUGCUGCAGUGGCUGAACUUAAACCGGAUUGUUGUAUUGAUGAUGUCAUACAUCAUGAAGUCAAGGAAAUUGGAACACACAUCUUGGUGUGUGCUGUGAGUUAUACAACUCAGGCUGGAGAAAAAAUGUAUUUUAGAAAAUUCUUCAAAUUUCAGGUUCUCAAACCAUUGGAUGUGAAAACCAAAUUUUACAAUGCAGAGAGUGACCUCAGUUCUGUGACUGAUGAAGUAUUUCUGGAAGCCCAGAUUCAGAAUAUGACAACCUCACCUAUGUUUAUGGAGAAAGUUUCAUUGGAGCCAUCUAUUAUGUACAAUGUAACAGAAUUAAAUUCAGUCACCCAAGCUGGAGAAUGUGUGUCUACAUUUGGGUCAAGAGCAUAUUUGCAACCAAUGGAUACACGCCAGUACUUAUACUGCCUAAAGCCAAAGAAGGAAUUCGCAGAAAAAGCAGGCAUCAUUAAGGGAGUAACAGUGAUUGGAAAAUUGGAUAUAGUAUGGAAAACAAAUCUAGGUGAAAGGGGAAGGUUACAGACCAGCCAACUUCAAAGAAUGGCUCCAGGUUAUGGAGACGUUAGGUUGUCUUUGGAGGCAAUACCAGAUACCGUAAACCUUGAAGAACCUUUUCAUAUUACCUGUAAAAUAACAAACUGCAGCAGUGAAAGGACUAUGGAUCUGGUUUUGGAAAUGUGCAAUACCAAUUCCAUCCACUGGUGUGGAAUUUCAGGAAGACAGCUGGGAAAGCUGCAUCCAAGUUCUUCGCUCUCUCUUGCCCUUACUCUGCUUUCUUCAGUACAGGGACUGCAAAGCAUCUCUGGCUUAAGACUAACAGACACAUUCUUAAAGAGAACAUAUGAAUAUGAUGACAUCGCACAAGUCUGUGUGGUAUCUUCUGCCAUUAAAGUGGAAAGCUGAAGGAAAUUUCCAAUGUUAUGCUUUUCAUUUAGUUUCACAGAACUGCUUUUUGUCACCUUUGUAAAAUGAUGACGUCAACAGCGAAGUAAAUGUUAUUUAAAUUUCUUUCCUGUAAAAUAGUUAAAAUAUUAAAUAUUUGUUUUGAAGA